Molecule: messenger RNA, 3037 nt
Organism: Tupaia belangeri chinensis (Chinese tree shrew)
Lineage: Eukaryota; Metazoa; Chordata; Mammalia; Scandentia; Tupaiidae
Gene: ZW10
Product: zw10 kinetochore protein
Biological process (GO): mitotic spindle assembly checkpoint signaling; mitotic cell cycle; endoplasmic reticulum to Golgi vesicle-mediated transport
Cellular component (GO): chromosome, centromeric region; nucleus; RZZ complex
Source: RefSeq, a predicted model, not a curated record
UUUCCCGGCAGGCUGCGCGCCAAGGCUGCCCGCCGGAGUCCAGAGCUGCCGCGCUGGUUCUAAGAGUGCCAGUGAGCGUUGGGUACUGGGGUGGCGAUGGCCUCGUUCGUGACGGAAGUUUUGGCACACUCGGGGAGACUGGAGAAAGAGGACCUGGGCACCCGGAUCAGCCGCUUGACCCGGCGGGUGGAGGAGAUCAAGGGCGAGGUGUGCAGUAUGAUAAGCAAGAAGUACAGUGAGUUCCUGCCUAGCAUGCAGAGCGCACAGAACCUGGUUACCCAGGUGGAUGAGCUGUCUGGUGAUAUUGACCUGCUGAAGUCCAGGAUAGAGAAUGAGGUUCGCCGAGAUCUUCAUGUAUCAACUGCUGAAUUCACAGACUUGAAGCAACAGUUGGAAAGAAACUCAUUAGUUCUCAGCUUGCUUAAACAACUGCAAGAGAUUUCCACUGCUAUCGAAGAGUACAACUGUGCAUUAACUGAGAAGAAGUAUGUCACCGCGGCUCACUGCCUGGAAGAGGCACAGAAAUGCUUGAAGUCACUAAAGUCCAGAAAAUGCUUUGAUUUAAAAUUGUUGAAGUCUCUCAGCAAGGAGCUCACAAUACAGAAACAGAACAUACUUUAUCACCAGAGUGGCAGAAGCUGAUCGUAUGGAAAUUUCCACCCUCCAAAGAUACCAGCGGCUUGGAGUUUUGCCUACAAACUGAACUUCACUUAUGCACUGAACAAUCCCAGAAAGAGGAGAAGACCCCGGUGCCACCCAUCGGUUCUGUCUUCUUGGCAUUUUCUAUUCUUGGAGAACUGCACACAAAGCUUAAAUCCUUUGGUCAGAUGCUGCUAAAGUAUAUCCUCAGGCCUCUGGCAUCCUACCCGUCCCUGUAUGCUGUUACGGAAAGCCAACCCAGCGCAGUUAUUGUUCGUUUUGAAUCCGUAACGAUUGACCUGGAACAUCCAUCGCCAUCUGAAGUUUUUGCAAAGAUCAGACUGGUAUUAGAAGUACUUCAGAAACAGCUGCUAGAUUUGCCUCUUGACAAUGACCUGGAAAAUGAGAAAGCACCUACAAUCAUACUGGCCGAGAUGCUCGGGGAUGUGAUCUGGGAGGACUUGUCCGAGUGCCUCAUCAAAAACUGUUUAGUUUAUUCUAUUCCAACGAAUAGCAGCAAGUUACAGCAAUAUGAAGAGGUCAUACAGUCCACUGAAGAAUUUGAAAAUGCCCUAAAAGAGAUGAGGUUUUUAAAAGGAGAUACUACUGAUUUGCUGAAAUAUGCCCGUAACAUCAAUUCUCAUUUUGCUAACAAGAAGUGUCAGGAUGUGAUUGUGGCAGCCAGAAACUUGAUGACCUCGGAAAUUCACAACACUGUGAAGAUUACUCCUGAUUCGAAGAUAAGUGUGCCAGAUUUACCCAGCCUCGGUGAGGAUGACAAGCUAGAAGUACAGAAAGUGUCCCCAACUCAGAUCAACAAAGCGGUGACUCUAGAGCCUGCCAGUACAUUGGACCAGCACUCCUUCUCCUUGCCCACCUGCCUCAUCAGCGAAUCCGUGAAGAAAUUAAUGGAACUUGCCUAUCAGACUUUACUAGAGACAACAACCAGUAGUGACCAAUGUGCUAUUCAACUUUUCUAUUCUGUGAGGAAUAUCUUCCACUUGUUCCAUGAUGUCGUCCCGACAUAUCACAAGGAGAACCUUCAAAAACUGCCCCAGUUGGCUGCCAUCCACCACAACAACUGUAUGUAUAUUGCUCACCACUUGCUAACCCUCGGGCAUCAGUUCAGGCUGCGUCUGGCGCCCAUUCUUUGCGAUGGCACCGCUACGUUUGUGGACCUCGUACCUGGCUUCAGGAGACUCGGGACAGAGUGUUUUUUGGCUCAAAUGCGAGCACAGAAAGGCGAACUUCUGGAACGAUUAUCAAGUGCUAGGAAUUUUUCAAACAUGGACGACGAAGAGAAUUACUCUGCAGCAAAUAAAGCAAUCCGGCAGGUACUGCACCAACUGAAGAGGCUCGGAAUUGUCUGGCAGGAUGUCUUGCCAGUGAACAUCUAUUGCAAGGCUAUGGGGACUUUACUCAAUACUGCAGUUUCCGAGAUCAUUGGCAGAAUCACUGCUUUGGAGGAUAUCUCCACUGAAGAUGCUGACAGAUUAUACUCCUUAUGCAAAACAGUGGUAGACGAAGGACCCCAAGUGUUUGCACCUUUAUCUGAAGAAAGCAAGAACAAGAAAUAUCAAGAAGAGGUUCCAGUCUAUGUGCCAAAAUGGAUGCCAUUCAAAGAACUGAUGAUGAUACUACAGGCCAGCUUGCAAGAAAUUGGGGAUCGGUGGGCAGAUGGAAAAGGGCCCCUGGCAGCUGCAUUCUCUUCCAGUGAAGUAAAAGCUUUAAUUCGUGCCUUGUUCCAGAAUACAGAAAGAAGAGCGGCUGCAAUUGCCAAGAUUAAAUAGCUCCAUCUUGAGAGGGCCGUGUCUGGACUUCGUGCAUUCCUUCCUUGGUGUAAUUACUCCCUUAAAGACUUCUUGGAAUCACCCAUUGGUCUUGAUGAACCAACAUAUCAUGGAAGUCCGACUUCAAGACUGUCUAACCUCCUGGCUGUGUGAGGCUUUGUCGAAGAACUGGAUGUUUCGAUGCCCAGUGACAGUGAAGCACCUCGAUUCAUUGCCUUUCUAGCCACCCUUAGAGAAGAAACUGUAGGGCAGCAGCAUUUCCUGCUGCUUCCAACACCCUCUGGGAACUACGUACAUUGUAAAUACAGACCCUGGCUUUGGAUUGAGGAAUCCGGGAGAUUCCAAGAGUCAGGGUGAAUAAUUUCUGGACAAAUAGAUAUUUUUUGGGGGGAAUGUCAGGGUACCAUAUUGGCUUUGUUGGAAUUACGGAGACUUUCUGUAAUAUUUCUUUUAAUAAAUAAUGCAUUUCACAGUUAAGGAUGACUGUCUUUAAUAACAUGGAGGCUUUGACAAGAGAUGAAGUUUUUUUUUAAUCUUCUGUGCCAUUCUUUUUAUCACUGUUAUACCAUGGUUGUAUGACCCUUACAGAGGACUCAUUGUUUAUCUCC